GCGAGACCGCCCCGCUCUUCUGCCGCCUGUGACACCACCCGAAAGCCCAGCCGCGCGGGGCGCAGUUAAACCGAUUCAAGGAAGCUAAAGAAAAACCGGUAUAAAUCAUAGGAACACCGCCCCCACCCCCGGGUUCCCGUAGGAGGCUGCAGAAACCCGCCCGACUAGCGGAGAGCAGCGAAGAAAGGGCAGCUUUCCAGGUCUGUUUGCAAGCAACCUCUCUACGCGGUGCUCCAGACUUUUUGAAGCGCACGCUCGAGGCGCUCAGGAACAGAACCGUCUGGAGGGGAGACGCGCCUCGGAGUAGCCUCCAUCCGUGAGCGUUGUUUUUUCCCCCCCCUCCCUCCCCACGGCCUGCGCCGACGGGCUCCCCGCCAGAAGCGCUCCUGCGCUCCGCAAACUUCCCGCUCUCUGGCAAGACUUGGGAUUUUGGCCAUCGCCGUCGAACUGAAGGCGAGCGAGCGCCGCGAGGUCCCUGCGCUAGGAAGCGAGCCCGGUCCUGGGGCCGAGCAGCUGGGCUGACGCUGAGCUCGCACUGCCCCCUGUGGAGGCGGAUCUCUUCGCUCUGCGUCCGCCGCGCCGCCGCCCGCCGGAGGGAGCCCCGCAGACUAUGCCAGAGCCCUCGGCGGCGGGGAAGUGGUGCUUGGCCUCUGCGCGCGGCUCCGGCUCCAGGUGAAGCGGCCGGAGCGAAUCGCAGCUUUGGGCGGCCGGAGCAAGCGGCUGGCUGCGUGGGCGGGAGCAGCCCGGGCACGCCGGAGCGCUGGGAACCGCCGCCGCCGCGUGGAGACGCGGGCAUGCGGGCUGGCGGCAGUGGGCUUCGUGGGUAGCCCUCCUCAAUAUGGUCUUCGUCUGCCACGGCGCCAGCAGCUGCCCCGUCUUGGCUAGCAGCAGCAGCAGCAGCACCCUGGACUCCUUGGCGCCGGAGCCUCCCCGGCCGUUGGGCGACACCGGCGGGGCGAGGAUGAUUUCUGGCUCGCUGAAUCCGCCCCGUUUAGGGAUAGGCGGGAAACUUCUUCAAGGGGUCACCGCCGGCCCCGGAGGGGGAGGCGAAGGCGUCGGCAGCGGCGUCGGAGGCGGCGUCGGCGGGAGCGGCACCACCGGCGGUCCCAGCGCGCUCAGCCCGGGCUUCGGCGACGCCGGCAACGACACGCAGUGCGGCGAGCAGAUCCUGAACUACGGCAACGUGGAGAAAGUGGUGAUCGGAGCCGCCCUGACGCUCAUCACCUUGCUGACCAUCGCGGGCAACUGCCUGGUGGUCAUCUCGGUCUGCUUCGUCAAAAAGCUCCGCCAGCCCUCCAAUUAUCUCAUCGUCUCGCUGGCUUUGGCCGACCUGUCGGUGGCCGUGGCCGUCAUGCCCUUUGUCAGCGUGACCGACCUCAUCGGCGGCGAGUGGAUCUUCGGCAGCGUCUUCUGCAACGUCUUCAUCGCCAUGGACGUGAUGUGCUGCACCGCCUCCAUCAUGACUCUCUGCGUGAUCAGCAUUGACAGGUAUCUUGGCAUAACUAGGCCCCUCACCUAUCCUGUAAGACAAAAUGGAAAGUGUAUGGCUAAAAUGAUUCUUUGCGUGUGGCUGCUGUCUGCUUCCAUCACUUUGCCCCCGCUGUUUGGAUGGGCUCAGAAUAUUAAUGACAACAAAGUCUGUUUAAUCAGCCAAGAUUUUGGCUACACAAUUUAUUCUACCGCUGUUGCAUUUUACAUCCCCAUGUCGGUGAUGCUGUUCAUGUACUAUCAGAUCUACAAAGCUGCCAAGAAAAGUGCAGCCAAACACAAAUUUGCUGGUUUCCCAAGACCCAACGAACGUGAAGGGAUGGUUUCGGCCAACGGCAUCAUAAAGCUGCACAAGGAAUCUGAAGAGUGCACCAAUUUUUCACGUCUGCUUAAGCAUGAACGGAAGAACAUUUCUAUCUUCAAAAGGGAGCAAAAAGCAGCCACUACCCUUGGAAUAAUUGUAGGGGCCUUUACUGUAUGCUGGCUGCCGUUUUUCAUCCUUUCUACUGCUAGACCCUUCAUCUGUGGGACCUCGUGCAGUUGCAUCCCUUUGUGGGUUGAGAGGACAUUUCUCUGGUUGGGUUAUGCCAACUCUUUGAUUAACCCAUUUAUAUAUGCCUUCUUCAAUCGGGAUCUGAGGACCACCUACCGCAAUCUGCUGCAAUGUAGAUAUAGGAACAUCAACCGUAAACUCUCGGCUGCAGGCAUGCAUGAGGCCCUGAAGCUUGCUGAAAGACCAGAGUUUGUUCUGAGGAACUCUGAUUACUCAAGAAGGAAGAGCCACGACUUAUGACUGAAUGCUGAUGGGGACGGUCAUAUAUGGACAAGGGGCUGUGAAUCAGUGAAAAUUGCUGCAAAUCCAGGCAUUGAAGAAAACCUGUAGGGUGAAUACAAUGCUUCUAAUGGACUUUGCGAGGGAAUGUUGUAAAGGAAGUUUAUGAACUUUGGUUUAACAGUAUUAAAUGUAAUCCUGCCAAUCCAGUGACAUUUUUCUUUUCUUUUUUCUUUUCCCUAUUUUGUUUCUCUUAGUAGAACAAAUGCUAGCAUAAAUAAGCCCCUUUUUAUUUGUUUCGUAAAGCAAAUAACAUUAGCAAUAAGUAGUUUGGCUCAUAGGAGGAAUGGCAGACAAUCAGCUCCUUUGACUUCCUCUGAGGAACGUCCAACUUUGUUCCAUCAGUCUUUUGACUUUAACAAAGGUCCUUGUGUAAAUUGUCCUCAGAUCCAGCAGUGUCCACCGGGAAGGUGGGGCAAAGGGUUCGUUUUGAUAAAGGCAUCGUCCCAGUGUGAUGCUUUUCUGCGUGUGUCAAAACAACAUCAAAUGAAAACCCCCAAAGAGCUCAUGGAAAUCACCAGUAGGAUAAUUUUAUAAUAUUUCAGUAAACGAUAGCAAAGUAACUUCUAACACUAUCAAGAUUUCCUUUAUGGGAAGAGAUGAUUGAAUUAUAUGCCAAGCAAAUAGAAUAAAUUGUCAUCAGUAUAACCUAUCCACAUUUGUUUCUUUCAAGGAAGCCAGAUGGACAAAGAAUAAUACAGUUUUAGUUCAGUUUCAUAAUUUUGGUCCACUUCUCCCCCCCACCUUCUAUUGUUGACUUUCUUUCUAAAUUUCUUUCUUUGGUUGAGGGGCUGAAUGAGAAUUGUAAUCAGACGUUAGAUUUAUAUUGCAUAAAUUUUCAAGGAACAGUUUCCAAAUGUGAAAUGGAAAUAAACAUUUAGCCCAGGGGUGAAAUCCAGCAGGUUCUAACAGGUUCUGGAGAACCGGUAGCGGGAAUUUUGAGUAGUUCGGAGAAUCGGCAAAUACCACCUCUGGCUGGCUCCAGAGUGGGGUGGGAAUGAGGAUUUUGCAAUAUCCUUCCCCCAGGAGUGAGGAGGGAAUGGAGAUUUUGCAAUAUCCUUUCCCUGCCACGCCCACAGAACCAGUAAGGAAAAAUUUUGGAUUUCACUCCUGAUUUAGCUGUUUUGAUAAGUACCAAAGGGGCCAAGUGACACAAGUAUUUUAGAAAAUUGUAAGGCUAUGGUUAAUUCGCAAAAGAAGAUAUUUUCAGCAUGUUAACAUGUGCAUUUUAAUGCAGUUAGUUAUUCUAGUUUUGUUAAGUGUUCCAGGGAUGUUCAUGAGAAAGGAGUCAAAAAAUCAAGAUGAAAGCCAUAUUCCUAAGCCCCUCCCUUUUAAGAUGGCUUGUAAGCUAAAAAAUACAAACCCAAAAGGCAGGGCUUCAAGAAGUUGCAAGCCCCAUUUUGGCUUCUUUAAUCCCCCACGGAUACUUCUAAAAUUUUCUCAUGGGAAAGUCGCUCAAGAUUAAACAUCAACAGAUUGCUAAAAAAAACACACCUUCAGGCAGUAAUUAGGAAUGUUUAAAAUAUGACUGUUGUUUUAUAAAGAAAUUAGCAAAUGAAGACUACUAAUUAGCAUAGGGUCAAUAAAUGCCCUAUUUAUGGGUUGAAAGUACAGGAUUGGAAAAUAAAAUCUGGAAGUGUAUCAUCUGAUCCUAAUCUGAUCAUCUGAUUUGUGCAUGGUGGAUUUUGUCCAUCAAAUGAGUCACAGGCCCAAUCUGCGUAUUUUGAUUCCAUGAUGUAAGUGCUAUGCCUCCAUUCUUUCCCUCAGAGUCAUCUACUCAAAGGUAUGUAUAUUUAUGCUCCUGGUUUUACAAGCAGUCCUCGACUUACAAUCACAACUGAGCCCAGGAUUUAAGUUGCUACGUGAGAGCGUGUUUUGUCCCAUUUUACAACUUUUCUUGCCAUGUUUAUUAAGUGAAUCACUGCAGUUCUUAGAUUAGUAACAUGGUUGUUUAGUGAAUCCUCACUGACUUUUCUUGUCAGGAGUCGGAAAAGAUGGUUACGGGACCCCGGGACACUGCGACCGUCAUAAAUACGAACCAGUUGCCAAGCAUCUGAAUGUAAAUCAUGUGAACGUGGGGAUGCUGCAAUGGUCAUAAGUGUGAAAAAUGGUCGUAAGUGUGAAAAAUGGUCAUAAGUCACUUUUUUCAGUGCUGUUGUAGCGUAGAACGGUCACUAAAUGAACCGUGGCAAGUCGAGGACUACCUGUACAAGGUUUAACCAUCAUUGUUUGUUUAAAUCCUAGGAAAAGAUGUACAUGAGAGUUUGAGACCGCUUAAAUCUUCAGAUUACCCACCUGAUCAUAUGCUCAGGAUGUUUUGUGGGAAGCUAAGAAAGUUAAUCUAGUUUGUAUGAAAUAAAACAUAUAAAAUAGUUUAUAUGAAAUAAAACUUUAAGACAAAUCUGCCUUAAAGGCCAGUCGAUGCAAUUAUUAUCCAAUCACGGGUCCCUCUGCACCAAUUUGUCUCUCCUGUAACUGUGGUUACAGAAUGUGUUGAUGUUGACCAUUUUAAAUAAAGUUCAGUGUUCCAACAUAAAAGUUUACUGUAUUUGUAAAUGUCUUGAGAAAUGAAAAUUCACUGUUUGAAGAAGAGGCUUUAAUAGAUUUUUGCUGACAUAACUGGAAUUUUUUUUUUUUUCAGAUUGGGGAAAAAGAUCAAAAAUGGCUUUGAUCUGCUUUAGUUUGUGGGAGUGGAAAAAUAGAGGAGAAAAUAUUGGUUGAGGUGCAGUCCAGGGGUGAAAUGCUCCCGGUUUGGACUGGAUCGCCCGAUCCAGUAGCGAUGGCAGCGGGUAGUUCGGAGAACCAGUAGCAA
Molecule: messenger RNA, 5132 nt
Organism: Ahaetulla prasina
Lineage: Eukaryota; Metazoa; Chordata; Lepidosauria; Squamata; Colubridae
Gene: HTR7
Product: 5-hydroxytryptamine receptor 7
Exons: 3
Coding region: 839-2281 (480 amino acids)
Biological process (GO): vasoconstriction; smooth muscle contraction; G protein-coupled receptor signaling pathway, coupled to cyclic nucleotide second messenger
Cellular component (GO): membrane; dendrite
Molecular function (GO): neurotransmitter receptor activity; G protein-coupled serotonin receptor activity
Source: RefSeq, a predicted model, not a curated record